Glycine soja is the source of this 1365-nucleotide messenger RNA. RefSeq lists its product as uncharacterized. The transcript is spliced from 3 exons. The coding region runs from base 1 to 1365 and encodes 454 amino acids. NCBI's taxonomy places the organism in Eukaryota, Viridiplantae, Streptophyta, Magnoliopsida, Fabales, Fabaceae. Gene Ontology annotation, molecular function: protein dimerization activity. The record is from RefSeq and is a predicted model, not a curated record.
AUGGUUGCGAGAUAUGGGGUUGGCUAUAAACCACCAUCUUAUCAUGAUAUCAGAGCGAAGCUUUUGAAAAGAGCAGUGGAGAAAACUGAUGUAAUGCUUCAAGAAUUUAGGGAUGAGUGGAAGAAAACUGGUUGCUCAAUUAUGUCUGAUGGGUGGAUAGAUAAAAAAAGACGUUCAAUUUGUAAUUUUUUGGUGAACAGCCCAAAAGGGACUGUAUUUCUUUAUUCAUUGGAUACCUCAGACAUCUCAAAAAUGACUGACAAAGUGUUGAAGAUGAUGGAUAAUGUAGUGAAUUUUGUUGGAGAGAAGAAUGUAGUCCAGGUGAUAACCAAUAAUGCUGUAAAUUACAAAGCAGCUAGAGAAUUGUUGAUGCAGAAACGAGAGCAUUUGUAUUGGAUCCCAUGUGAUGCUCAUUGCAUUGAUUUGAUAUUUGAAGAUUUUGAGAAACAUUUGAAGGUUCAUCAGACUACUAUAAAGAAGGGAAGAAGGAUCACCACCUAUAUUUAUGGUAGAACAAUGUUGAUUAGCAUCAUGAAGAAGUUCACAAAUGGAAGAGACUUGAUUAGGCCUGGUAUGACUAGAUUUGCCAUAACUUAUUUAACUUUAGCUUGCCUUCAUGAAUUGAAAGCAUCAUUAUUGAGCAUGUUUAGCUCUGAAGAGUGGAAAACAAGCAAGUUUGGAACUUCACAAGAGGGGAGAAAAGUACAGAAUGUGGCUUUGGAUAGUCAAUUUUGGAAAAACAUAACCAUGUGCCUCAAAGUUGUUGCCCCUCUUACGAUGGUCCUUCGAUUGGUGGAUUCAGAUGUAAAACCCGCCAUGGAAAGGAAAAAAAUUAAUUUGCCACUUGUUGAGUUUCAUUUUGCUAGAGGGCUUUUCUCUAUGGAAGAGGCAAAGGACAGUAGAAAAGUCAUGCAACCUGGAGAAUGGUGGGAAAUGUUUGAUGAUGGAACUCCAAAGUUGAGGAGAUUUACUAUUCGUGUUUUGAGCUUGACUUGCAGCUCUUCUGGGUGUGAGCGUAAUUGGAACUCAUUUGAAAUGUUAAAAAGUAAACAAAAUAGAAAAAGUAUUGCUCUUCCAUUUGAUGAGAUUGAGUCUGACGAUGAAUGGAUAACUAAAGAGGGAUAUAAUGAUGAGGAUGAGCAACCUCAAGGUGAAGGUGAUGGUGGCAAUGUUGAAUUAGUGGGAGAUGUUGGAGGAAGUUUAAAUGAUCUAGUUGUAGACGCUUUUGAUCUAGAUAAUUUAAUUUUGGUGGAACCUAAUGAUGAUGCACAAUCUGAGGAAGACCUUGAUGAUGAUGGAGAUGGUGAUGAAAGUGAUGAUAUUCAUGGAGAUGAUCCUAUUAGAGGAUUGGACAUGUUUCUUUGA